GAUAGAACCAGAUACAAUGACUGACUUAAUUUGUCAUUCAUAACUGCUUAAAGCUAUGUUUCUACUUUUUACAUGUUUUCUUUGGCAAUAGUUUUCCUAUGCAACUGUUGGUGACUAUCAUAACUAGCAAGAUUAUUCCUCGCAGGUUGAUCUCGUAAAGGAUUUCAAUUUAAACAUCUAGUAUCACAUUUUGCUUUCCAACAGAUAUAAGAAGACGUGUUAAGAUAAGUGGUUGUUUAUUUAUUAUCUCUAAAAUAUAACCAAGAAAAAAAAAACAUGAAAACAGAAUACUUGUCAGACGACCUUUUGGACGAGGGCUAUUUAAAACUGUUUGCGCCUUUUCGUUUUUGUCAAUUAUUUUUUGGCUCCUGUAGAAUAGAUGCAAGAGAUAGAUUUGUUACAGCGCCGACAUGGGGUCAAAAAGCUUACACAGUCAUAAUUCUAAUCCUAGCCGCAGCUUUGCACGUAUACGUAAUAUCUUAUAAUAUCUCAAAACUUUAUGAGUAUCAAAUAAUAUAUAAUAUUUGCGUCUUAUUUUCGACCCUGAAUUUCAUUAUGUACGCUUUGAAUAUUAUCCAUGUUAGAUUUAUGAACAAUGAGAAUAAUGUAAAAUUCUAUAUUCAGACACAAAAAGCAGAUCGCAAAUUGAAAAUUUCUGGUAAUAAUCCCUGCAAUAUGGUUUUAUACUAUAUAAAUCUUUGCUCAGUAGGAUUUCUAAUUGUCUUGACUUUAAUUGUACUUUCUGUGGUUUACAUAUACAGUAAAGAAUUAUUUGCUAGCUUUGCUGGUCUCUUGUUCUUACAGCUUACUAGCUUAAUGGAAUGGAUUUUUUGCUCUAACAUUAUUAUAUAUUUUUGCCUUCGCCUCCGCUUUAUUAACGCCAUUAUGAGGAAUCAUUUGAAAGGCUUGCCCAAUGGGAGAGAAGUGAAUUCCAAGUUUUUCUUACCUACUAGAAAAAGUAUGCGUUGCGUAGUGGCUAAUAUGCACGAACUUAACAGCAGUGCAACUGAUGAAUAUUUAAAGGAUAUAUUUGAUGUAAUAUCACGAUUUCAAGAAUUAUUCAGGUUUCAGGUUUUACUGUUCUGUUUCAAAUUUGUUCUAACAGCUCUACUGGUUUUCGAAUUCAUUUUAUUGGCGAUGCAAAAUAAUAUUCUGCGUUGGUUAGAAUUUAUACUUCUUCCCUUCCAGACAGUCAUAGAUCUUAUGAUGAUAGUUGUAUUUUGUGUUCGCUGCGAGGCUUUCAGAAUAGAAAUUCAAGAUAUUAAGCGACUUUCUACUACGCUCUUGUCAAUAUAUCAAGAAGGGCCGAUACGAGAGAAGGCAAGGAAAAUGUUAAAAUUGAUAAAUGAAAAACCACCCCAUAUAUCGGUUUACGACAUGUGGAACAUGGACGCGUCAACGAUGCUGAACAUGAUCAACGUGGUCACAACGCUACUUGUCACGCUCUUGCAGUUUGCGCUUCUUUAAUUACAGACAUGGAGUUUAAAUUGCGUUUCACGUGUUAUUCUUUAUCUAUUAUUUAUAGAAAUAUUCUUGUAUUCAUUUAGAAGUAAAUUUAUCAAAUUUAUAUUACAGUUUUGAACAAAAGUGUGUACUUGAUAAUAAUAAAGUAGGUACUUGUAUUUUUAACAAUAACAGUGA
Danaus plexippus (monarch butterfly) is the source of this 1641-nucleotide messenger RNA. RefSeq lists its product as uncharacterized. Gene Ontology annotation, biological process: sensory perception of taste. The coding region runs from base 277 to 1467 and encodes 396 amino acids. Gene Ontology annotation, cellular component: membrane. The record is from RefSeq and is a predicted model, not a curated record. NCBI's taxonomy places the organism in Eukaryota, Metazoa, Arthropoda, Insecta, Lepidoptera, Nymphalidae. The transcript has 4 exons.